AUGGGCUCAACCGGAACAAAGGGAGCACCUAGCAGCCCGACCAUGUCCAUAUCAAACCCAUUUCGCUCACGCAUCCUUUCGGGCCAGAUCAGCGCCGUCAUGUCUGUGAAAUUCAUGCUCACCAACGAGAUGGCCAUGAUGUGCAAGACAGCUGGAAUCCACGGCAUGUUCCUGGACAUGGAGCACUCGAGCCAAGACCUACACGCGGUGGCACAGCUCGUGCUGGCGUGCAACUACGUCGGCGUCUCGCCCAUAGUCCGCGUCCCCAGCAAGUCGCACUUUCAUUUGAGCCGCGCACUCGAUGCCGGCGCAGCAGCCGUCGUCGUACCGCACGUCGACAGCGUGGACGAGGCACGUGAACUCGUGCGUGCCGCCAAGUUUGCGCCGCUGGGCCAGCGCGGGUCGACCAACAACCAACCUUUGUUCGACUUCCGACAUGUUUCUUUCACCACUCAAAAUGAGACGCUGAACCGCGAGACUAUGCUCAUCCCCAUGAUCGAGACUCCGGCUGCCGUUGCUGCCGCCGCCGAGAUCUUGGCUCUGGACGGCGUUGAUGGACUCCUGAUCGGCUCAAAUGACCUUUGUACCGACCUAGGCAUACCUGGCCAGUAUGACAAUCCACUAUAUCAAGAUGCUGUGACGGCGGUGGUACUCGAGGCCAAGAGAGCAGGAAAGCCUAUAGGCAUUGGCGGUAUUGGGGGCAGGAAGGAUCUCUUGGAGAAGUGGUUCGCCAUGGGCGCCUCGUGGUCGCUGAGUGGUGCCGACGGAUCGAUCAUUCAGGCUGGUAUGAAGAAAAUUGGAGAUAGCUAUGCAGAAAUCAACCAAAGAGUGCAGAAGCUCAACUCGGUAAAUCCAGUUAGGAAAUGA
Molecule: messenger RNA, 867 nt
Organism: Diaporthe amygdali
Lineage: Eukaryota; Fungi; Ascomycota; Sordariomycetes; Diaporthales; Diaporthaceae
Product: 4-hydroxy-2-oxovalerate aldolase
Exons: 1
Coding region: 1-867 (288 amino acids)
Cellular component (GO): cytoplasm
Molecular function (GO): aldehyde-lyase activity
Source: RefSeq, a predicted model, not a curated record